AUGAUGAAUACAAUUCCCCUUCUAAUAUUGGGAAUACAAACGACACCAGUCUACGUUCCUCAUUCCGAUUUUAUGCCCUCUCCUCUUCAUCCAAAUAUCAAUACAACAACAAUUGAUCGGUCGGUGAGGAGUGUUAGUUGUGGUGGAACUUUUUUUGUGGUGCGAUUGUGGGAUUCUAUUGGUAAUCAAGCAUUGAAUAAUGCUGCUGCUGAAGAGUUGUAUAUCAAGUUUUCAACACCUAAAACAACUCAAUCACCCUACUUUAAAUCACUUAAUUAUGUUGUGAUGAAUGAUGCAUUUCGGAAUGUGAAUGGUGGUGGUGAUACGAGUGUGGAUGUGUUGAAUAAUGAUAGUAAUCCGUUUUAUCAAUUGGAUUAUCGAUUGGCUAUAGAAGAAUUGAAAUUGGGAAAUUGUUAUCAAGUGGAAAAUGUGUUUUGUAAUCAGGUAUUCAUAAUAUUACAAAUGAGGAAUAAGUUGAUAUUGGCUAUUGAAAGUUCAUCUGGAACUUUACACAAGUCAAAGAAAUUUAUGGAUGAUUCCAGUUUGGGGAUUAAGGAAAUUGUGAGUGGACCUCUUGCACUUCAUAUUCUCGUUCGUGGAACUGAUAAUAUGGUGUAUUAUUUUCGUGCUGAUGCUAGCUCGUUUUCAGAGGAUCCAAAAUUACAUUUGGAUUUAACAGAGAGGAAGUAUGUCAUGUCGGCAUUGAGUGGGAGAUCAACAUUUGUAGUUUAUGAAACUCAGGAUCGAAAACAUCAAAUUCUCUGUCAUGGUGAUGAUCAAUUCCGUACACAAAAUGGUCAAGUAUCCAAUGACAAGUUCACUGAAUUGAAAACGCCAUUUCAAGGAGAAAGAAUUAAUCAAAUCAAAUGUGGAUAUUUUCACACGGGAGUUUUAUUGGAGAAUGGAGAUGUUUACAUGUGUGGUUAUAAUACCUAUUCACAAUGUGGAAGUCAUGGUCCAGAUCAGUAUUUCCAAAAGAUUAAUUUUCCAUCAUUCCCCUUACGACCAUAUCUGACAUCAGAUAGUCCCGUUUAUGAAGGCAACUCUACAAGCCAACACAAAUUCCAACCAAAUAGAAUAAUUUGUUCCUCAAUUGCAACAACAUUUAUCAAUGAUCAUGGAUUUAUCAUUGUUGGAGAUUCUGCAAAUUCCUCUUCGAAAAAGUACAUAUUUGCUGAUGAUGGUGUCAAUAUAGUCAACUGUAUUUAUCAUGCAUUUGGAAAAGAGGAAAUGUUAAAUAAUUAUGAAACGAAUAGUGUCGAAUGUGGUGGAUGGCACUUUGUAGUCUACAAUAAGAAGCUAAUGGACAGCAAAUGUCUCAAAUAUUUCAACGAAAAUUUGAAAAAGAUUGUUUCAACAGAUGAAAAUUGCUUUUCAGACCUAAUUGUAAAAUAUUAAAUUUAUUGACUUGUAAAUUUAAUUGGAAAUAUUGCAAGACGCCAUUAUGAACACUAAUCUGUAAUAGCACCAAUAACCUCCUCAACAAUUGUAUUCUUGUGUGUUGCAGUAUAAUUUUGUGAAUUGGAAAAUAAGUGAUAAUGAUGUUUUGACAUGACGAUAAUGAGAGAUUUUAUAAACUUCUUAUUACUCACACUACCUUUCAUAUCACUCAAUAACUUAUUCUUCAAAUCUGUAAUAAAUGAUUCUGAUUC
Naegleria gruberi is the source of this 1652-nucleotide messenger RNA. RefSeq lists its product as uncharacterized. NCBI's taxonomy places the organism in Eukaryota, Heterolobosea, Eutetramitea, Acrasida, Naegleriidae. The coding region runs from base 1 to 1398 and encodes 465 amino acids. The transcript is spliced from 2 exons. The record is from RefSeq and is a predicted model, not a curated record.